Molecule: messenger RNA, 4515 nt
Organism: Alosa alosa (allis shad)
Lineage: Eukaryota; Metazoa; Chordata; Actinopteri; Clupeiformes; Clupeidae
Gene: dnm3a
Product: dynamin 3a
Exons: 27
Coding region: 323-2869 (848 amino acids)
Cellular component (GO): microtubule; membrane; cytoplasm
Molecular function (GO): GTPase activity; microtubule binding; GTP binding
Source: RefSeq, a predicted model, not a curated record
AGUGCGCGAAGGCUCGUCGUCCCGACUGAAGAGUUUGUCCCAGUGAAGUUGGAUCAACCCAAGAAGACUCUUGCCAGUUCGCCGAAUGCUAACGCUGAUUGUCUUAAAUGGCCAAGGAAAGAAUUUAUUUUUCAUUUUCAUUUGUCUGUUCUACUAGCCGAAGUCAAAGUCCUGAAGUUCCAGUGUAGACAAAACGCGCGAGCAGACUUUUCCUGAACUGGACCGUUCGGGUACCGAGUGGCAGUGAUAUGAAAGCGGAUAUUUCGACAUUCUCGUUUCAAGUUAGCCAGAAAGUCACCUGCAUCCCUGUAGCUCUGUCACCAUGGGUAACCGGGGGAUGGAGGAGCUCAUCCCCCUAGUCAACCGGUUGCAAGAUGCUUUCAGUGCCAUUGGACAAACAUGCAGUCUGGACCUCCCUCAAAUCGCUGUUGUUGGCGGACAGAGUGCAGGAAAGAGCUCAGUAUUAGAAAACUUUGUUGGGAGGGAUUUCCUGCCCAGAGGUUCAGGGAUUGUCACACGAAGGCCGUUGGUACUGCAGCUCAUCAAUGAUGAUAAAGAGUAUGCCGAGUUCCUCCAUUGCAAAGGCAGGAAAAUUGUCGACUUUGAGGAGGUUCGGAAAGAGAUUGAAACUGAGACGGAGAGACUGACAGGAGUCAAUAAGGGCAUCUCACCCAUUCCCAUCAGGCUUCGUGUUUACUCACCCAAUGUGCUGAACCUGACUCUGAUUGACCUACCGGGCAUCACCAAGGUGCCCGUGGGAGACCAGCCUCCAGAUAUCGAGUACCAGAUCCGUGACAUGAUCAUGCAAUUCAUCUGCCGGGAGAACUGCCUCAUCCUCGCUGUGACUCCUGCCAACAUGGACCUGGCCAACUCAGAUGCUCUCAAGCUGGCCAAGGAUGUGGACAUUCAGGGCCAGCGCACCAUUGGAGUGAUCACCAAGCUGGACCUGAUGGAUGAGGGCACGGAUGCCCGGGCCAUUCUGGAGAACAGGUUACUACCUCUACGGAGAGGCUACAUAGGGGUAGUGAACCGCAGUCAGAAGGACAUUGAUGGGAAGAAGGACAUCGAGGUGGCACUGGCUGCUGAGAGAAGGUUCUUCCUGUCUCACCCAGCGUAUAAACACCUAGCCCACGUCAUGGGUACUCCCUACCUGCAGCAAGUACUCAACCAGCAACUGACAAAUCAUAUCCGGGAGACACUUCCGGCAUUCCGCAGUAAGCUGCAGGGCCAGCUGCUGACACUAGACAAGGAGGCAGAGGAAUACCGGCAGUACCGACCGGAUGACCCCUCGCGCAAAACCAAAGCAAUGCUACAUACCCCAUGUGUGUGCUGUGCUGCAGACUCGUCCAGCACUUCGGGCAGGACUUUGAGAAGAAGAUCGAAGGCUCCGGUGAUCAGGUGGACACUGUGGAGCUCUCGGGAGGAGCCAAAAUCAAUCGCAUCUUUCAUGAGAGAUUUCCCUUCGACCUGGUUGAGAUGGAGCUGGAUGAGAAGGAGCUGCGACGAGAAAUCUCCUAUGCCAUUAAGAACACCCAUGGCGUCAGGCCUGUUCACUCCAGACUUGGCGUUCGAGGCCAUAGUGAAGAAGCAGAUUGUUAAACUCAGAGGCCCUUGCAUCAAGUGUGUGGACAUGGUGGUGGAGGAGCUCAUUAGGACGGUGCACCAGUGCACCUUAAAGUUGGCGAGCUUUCCUAAACUGCGGGAGGAGACAGAAAGGAUCGUUUCCACCCGCAUACGGGACCAGGAGAGUCGAUCCAAGGAUCAGGUUUUGCUGCACAUUGACAUCCAGCUCUCCUACAUAAACACAAACCAUGAAGACUUCAUCGGGUUUACCAAUGUUCAACAGAGAACCAGUCAGCCAAGUGUGAAGCCUGCUGCAGGAAAUCAGGGUGCAGCUUUCUUACGUCGUUUACGUCAAAUUGUUAUCCGUAAAGGCUGGCUGACCAUCAGCAACAUCAGUAUCAUAAAGGGCGGUUCCAAGGCGUACUGGUUCGUACUGUCCACGGAAAGCCUCUCCUGGUUUAAGGAUGACGAGGAGACAGAGAAGAAGUACAUGCUGCCUCUAGAUAGCCUAAAGGUGCGAGACGUCGAGAAGACCUUCAUGUCCGCCAAACACACAUUUGCUCUCUUCAGCACAGAACAGAGGAACGUGUAUAAGGACUACAGGCAUCUGGAGCUGGCCUGCGAGUCGCAGGAGGAGGUGGGCAGCUGGAAGGCCUCUUUGCUGCGCGCUGGAGUCUACCCAGAAAAGGCUGGAGAGGACGGUGAGGGCUCCUCCAUGGAUAGCGUCUCCAUGGAUCCCCAGCUGGAGAGGCAGGUGGAGUCCAUCCGCAACCUCGUGGACUCGUACAUGAGCAUCGUCCACAAAUGCACCCGGGAUCUCAUGCCUAAGACCAUCAUGCACCUCGUCAUUAACAAUGUGAAGGAGUUCAUCCACUCGGAGCUGCUGGCCCAGUUGUACACCAUCGGUGACCAGUCGGUGCUGAUGGAUGAGUCCCCGGAGCAGGCUCGGCGCCGGGAGGAGGUGCUGCGCACGCACGCCGCCCUCAGGGAGGCGCUGGACAUCAUCUCCGACAUCUCCACCUCCACCGCGUCCGUCCCUCUGCCGCCGCCAAUCAACACCGCCUGGUCUCAGACGAAUCUGGGCCCCUCACGCAGGGCUCCUCCUCCUGUGCUGCUAGGCAAGAUGUCUCCGUCUGGUCCCGGCGGCCCAUCCCGAGGCCCCGCCCCUCCGGCCCCUGGCCCUUCGCCUCAGGUUUCCAAUAGCAACAGCAAGAGCGAUGCGCUCUCUCAGCCGUCCAGUCGGCCCAGCCGAGCUGCCCCCAGCAUUCCCAGGGGCUGUUCUCAAGGGCCAAUGAUGUCUAUGUGACUGGUUUUUAGGAGACAACCACCGGCUAUUCCCUCACGGAAUCCUCACUGAAAACGAUUGGAACCAUCCUGGCAACCAACCACAAAUGCAAGAGGCCAUGUGCAUCAACUGGGAGUGCAGCCUGGGCUAUCAUUUUUGGUGAUGGAUGAGGACGAUGCCACAAGCACGAGCACAAGUAUUUAUUUCCUCCUCCAGGCUGGAUGUGGAAUCUCAGAGCCAUGUCAAGGAGAGAGAGAACGGCGUGUGUAUCUGUCAUUGGUCAAACUGGCGUUAUGGUGCUGUCCUGCCAAUCAUUUUUAUGCUGUACAUUCAUAUGGACUGUGCUGUUGUGUCUGUUUUGUACUUCAGAAUUGUGUGUGUGUGUGUGUGUGUGUGUGUGUAUAUGUGUGUAUGUCUGUGUGUGUCUGUGCGUGUGAUUGGCAUAUGUAAAUGAUUGAGACAACAGAGACAUUGUUUCUUAUGUAAAUACUGAGUAGUUACAACAACCAAAAUAAAAGAAUAAUUGGUUUAUGUUUUUUAUAUAAAACCAAUCCUGCUUGCAUUGACAAUAGCAAAUGUUCUUGAACUUAAAAUGCUAUUUAAAAUGUACUUUACAAAACCAGUCAUCACUCAGUUUGAAUUAUUACCACAUGGGGGCGCAUGUCGCCACAAGUACAAUUUACAAAAUGUGAUGUUGCAGUCAAUGUGUAUUUAAUUUCAACAUGCCGAUAAUAGGGAAAAAAACGUUAGAGUGUGCUGGUGUGGUUUCCAUAUUUUAAAACGGUAGUUGUGAUAAUGUUUUUUGGGAAAUUGAUGUAGUUUUAAAUAACUGACCAUUUUAUCAGUGGAACAGCAGCCUGCAUUUUAUAAUGUUGCCUAGCCUACUGUAGUAGCCUAUGACUGCUUCCAUAGCGUUCUAUUAUUACCAGUUAUUUGUGACGAAAUAUCACAAAAUGUAUAAAAGGAGGAGUUGGUGCCAAAGAUUCUAGAGCAUCUUUGGUUGGUGCUGCACCCGGGCACGGGUGAGGUGUUGCUGGGAAGUGUCCCCUGUCCCGGUUGAACAUCGUUUCGAGCCGCGGACUUUUAACAUCAUGGAGAGGGGCGGCCAUUCGCAUAAAAGGCCCAAGCAUCAUUCUAUCCUGGCCAGGCCCUCCAGAGAACAUGUGAAGAUGUCUACAGUGAAUAUUUGUUGUCCUGAACUCCAAAGUAAACUCUUCCAACCGAGAGGCAUUGCAAAUGUCAGCUACAACUCCAUGAUAAGACAGAAGACUUGGCCCAGUGCUCCUCAUCUGAUUCGUGUAGUCCAACCCAAAAACACAGAGACAACCAUUCUGCCUACCAUGUCUGUGAUCUCGCAGAACAAUUCUACUGUGAAGCAGACCAUGGGUCACCCUGCGGCUGUGUACUACGGGAAGCUGCGUCGGGGCAGGCUGAGGCCCCUGUGCCUUGCUGUUGUCUCUGGCCCCACUACAGAGCAGUGUCGGGGUAUAAGGCCACACUUCCACCAAAAACACCCAAAAGCUCCCACCCAGAGGAUCCCUCAUAAAAGCAUUUAGGGCAUUUCCCCCUUUCAUCCACAAGAUGGCAGCAUGGAGCAACAUUUCAUAUGUUGAUCAGAACAGGAGGAAAGACACACAAAAUACCCCAAUAAACUGCAUUUAUCCCUA